GCAAAUAAAUAAACAGCAGCAACUAUACGAAAUGACAAGUUUAGUAUUAAAAGUGCAUAGAGAUUAUCAACAACUUAAAUUAAUUUUAAUUAAAAUGUCUACAACAAACAAUAAUCAAUUAAUUAAUCAAACCGUGGUCACAGCUAUGGGAGCUCAUAUUUUGCCAUCAAUAUCCCAUUCAUCAUACGAUCUCAAAUUGCAAUUUAAUGAAAAUGGUUCUGCUACUCCCGAUCAGCAGUUAAAAUUCGAAAUUGAGAAAAAGGUAAAGAAUAAAGAAUUCUUUUAUGGCAUAGAAAUCUUGGCGAGAAAUCAUCAUGCCAAUACUUUACUGGAUUAUAAAGCAUUUGGUUCUAUUAUGCCUUUAUUUACCUCCAUAGUUUGGUUAAGUUCUGAUUACUGGGCCGUAGAGAAUAUCGAAGAAGUAGAAUCAAUAAAAUUGGCGCGUAAAUUACAGCCACAUGGUAUAGUGUUGCCACAUUUCUCUUGUUAUCGUUUGCAAGAGCCGAGAUUAAAAGAAUUUUUAAAUUUAAAUUUUUCCAAUGUUUUGGCCAUACGUGGUGAUUUUUUCGAACCAAAUCAAUCGUAUAAAUAUUCGGAGGAAUUAGUGGCUAAUAUACGUAAAUUGAAAGGAGAUUCUAUAACAAUUGGAGUUGGUGGUUAUCCAGAAGGUCAUCCGGAAUGUCUUUCAUUAGAAGAUGAUUUAAAUAAUUUGGCGAAAAAAGUUCAAGCCGGUGCUGAUUUCAUAAUAACACAAAUUUGUUUCUCUCCACAAGCGAUAAUUGAUUUUGUUAAAAAUUGUCGUUCGAAAGCUAUAAAUGUACCCAUAUUAGUUGGUAUCUUUGCACCCGAUAAUUUACGUAUGCUGGAGGCUAUAUUACGUAUUACCAAGAUCAAAAUGCCUGCAGCAGAAUUAGAAGAAUAUCGGCAACAGAAUGAAUUGGGUCAUAUAAAUUUCAGAGAUUAUGCCGUUAAUAAAGCGGUACAAAUGAUAGAAGCGAUAUUUGCCAGUGAUGCAGAUGUUUAUGGUUUGCAAUUUUUUACCAUGAAUAAAUUUAAGAAUAUACCAAAAGUUUUGAGUGCUUUAGAGAAAAAUAAAAAUUUAAUAAAGAAAAGAUGAGAAAUAU
This is a messenger RNA of Lucilia cuprina (Australian sheep blowfly), 1124 nucleotides long. Its product is annotated as methylenetetrahydrofolate reductase. Gene Ontology annotation, molecular function: FAD binding; methylenetetrahydrofolate reductase [NAD(P)H] activity. The transcript is spliced from 3 exons. Bases 32 to 1117 code for a protein of 361 amino acids. The record is from RefSeq and is a predicted model, not a curated record. NCBI's taxonomy places the organism in Eukaryota, Metazoa, Arthropoda, Insecta, Diptera, Calliphoridae. Gene Ontology annotation, cellular component: cytosol. Gene Ontology annotation, biological process: tetrahydrofolate interconversion.